AUGGACCCCGCCACUCUACACGGACCCCCAGAAGGCCCCAAGAUGACACAGCAAUCUUCAUCCUCCCACCUUGACCCCACCCUCUCCGUAUUCGCAGAUCCCGCCUUCGACCCAGUAGAGUACCUAAACAACAUCCUUCCGCCCUUCUCCUUCUCCCUCUCUUCGUCCCAAACAACAACAGCGAUAACGCCAACAGCAAUACCAAAAGCUGCAGACGCCUCCACUACCACCACCACCUCCUCCUCCUCCUCCACUGUCUCCCUUGCGGCGCUUUCAGCACAAACUCAAUCCCUCGUCUCACAACUCAGUGCGCAAAAUGUGCGGCUGUCGAAUACCCUCACGCAGCUGACGGAUGAAAUACUGCGUGGAGGGGGCCGGCUGGCAUAUGAGGUGGAAGUGUUGCGGGGAGAGGUGGUGGGGUUGACGGAUGCGUUAGGAGAAGGGUUAGUAGAUGAUAUUGGACGGUUUGUGCCCGGUGGGAAGAUAUUGGAUAUACAUGCGCCUGCGGAGACGGACACAGGCGCUGAGGCGGGGACAGAAACACAAGCAAAACCUGGCGACCUAGCCGAUAAUGCUACCAAAUCGCAAUCGCAAUUUCAAACACGAACAGAGGAUGACCAGAAACAACCACAACCACAACCCGCCGUAGACGAGCCGGUCUACCUCACCCAACUCCGCACCCUAACCAACGUGCGUGCCCGGCUCGAACAGGUAAUCCACACAUUCGGCGAGGCCAUGGAAUGGCCCCUCGCCCCUUCCGAAAUAUCCGUCGCCUCCUCCUUCAUCUCCGUCUCGGCGCCGGAACCCGGCGCGGGGGACCAACAUAGUCGCGAGGAGAAAGGGAAGGAGGUCGCAAGGAAGCUGCGGGAGGAAAUCAUGGAGCUGCUUAAUAAGGAUAACGCCACGGGUACGACUACGGAUCAAGAUAUUGAUAUAGAUGGGGUGGAAGCAGCUAGUCGGCGGGUUGAGGCGUUGCGGGAGCUGGCGGGCGUGUGGAAGGGGACGGCGGAGGAGAAGGCGCGGAUGAAGUUUGUGGAUGGAUUGGCGAAGAUGGUUGAGGAGCGGAGGAAAGUUGUGCAGAGUGAAAGGGAGCGGGAGAUGAAGGGCCGGUUGUCCGGGAAUAGCAAUGCUGGGUGGGAUGGGAAGUGGUGGUGGGUUGUUGCGAAAUCUACAGCGAUUGCGGGACGAGAUAUAUCUCGAUUGAAUUUGCUUUCAUUUUUAGAUGGGUCCAUUCUCUGGUAA
Messenger RNA from Histoplasma mississippiense, 1242 nucleotides. RefSeq lists its product with no specific name. The record is from RefSeq and is a predicted model, not a curated record. The transcript is spliced from 3 exons. The coding region runs from base 1 to 1242 and encodes 413 amino acids. Lineage: Eukaryota; Fungi; Ascomycota; Eurotiomycetes; Onygenales; Ajellomycetaceae.